Molecule: messenger RNA, 3045 nt
Organism: Trichoderma aggressivum f. europaeum
Lineage: Eukaryota; Fungi; Ascomycota; Sordariomycetes; Hypocreales; Hypocreaceae
Product: CAZyme family GH2
Exons: 1
Coding region: 1-3045 (1014 amino acids)
Biological process (GO): lactose catabolic process
Cellular component (GO): beta-galactosidase complex
Molecular function (GO): carbohydrate binding; beta-galactosidase activity
Source: RefSeq, a predicted model, not a curated record
AUGUCUUUUCCAAAAACGCAGCCCGAUUGGAACAAUCUUGAUGUCCUCCAUCGCAAUACUCUCCCGCCGCGUGCUCACUUUUACCCAUUCACCACGAAGGAAGGGGCAAUCUCCUUGAAUCGUGAGAAUGCUCAAUUCCAAUCACUCAAUGGGACAUGGAAAUUUCGUCACGAUGUCUCGCCAUUAGAACUCCCUGAUUGGAAAAACCUCGACCCAAUAACCUGGGCUAGUAUAACAGUUCCCGGCAUGUGGCAGCUUCAAGGUUAUGGCCGGCCGCUUUACACCAACGUCAAUUACCCUUUCCCCGUGGACCCCCCCAAUGUUCCAUUUCUUAAUGAGACGGGGUCUUACUGGCGCCAAUUCACCACAAACAAAGAUUGGCAAGGGCAGCAGAUCCGGUUACGUUUCGAAGGCGUUGAUAGUUCGUUUCACGUCUGGGUCAAUGACAAUGAAAUUGGCUAUAGCCAAGGCAGCAGAAAUGCUAGUGAAUUCGACAUUACCCCAUUCCUUAGGGACACAGGGGCAAUCAACACAAUUGCAGUCCGCGUAUACCAAUUCUGCGACGGAUCCUACCUUGAACGCCAAGAUCAGUGGCUUCUCUCCGGGAUCUUUAGAGACGUUUACCUAGUCGCGUUUGCCAUUCCAUCUAUCACGGAUUUCACCAUUCUACCUCAGGUAGAUGAGUCUUUGACAAGAGGUGUUGUCUACGUUGAUGUCUCCCUCCAUGGAAGCGACUGUGAGGAUGUCACCGUCGUGUUACGGAGUCCUACUGGCGAUGUCUUACAGGAGGGACAAAUGAAAUCGACUGCGAUGGGUACCCUCACAGUUGAAGGCGCAUCUCUUCAGCUAUGGUCUGCCGAGAAGCCGAUUCUUUAUACCCUACUCCUGACAGUGGGAGACUGCACUGUUGCUCAGCGAAUAGGAUUCCGUCGGGUUGAGAUGAAGGGAGCCAAUUUUAUGGUCAACGGGAGUCCUAUCAUUUUAUAUGGCGUCAAUCGUCAUGAGCAUCACUCCCUUUAUGGCAGAGCCGUGCCGUACGAAGAUAUGAGAGCAGACAUCAUUAUGAUGAAGCAGCAUAACAUCAACUCACUGAGGUGCUCUCACCAACCAAAUGACCCCCGGCUCUAUGAAGUUUGCGACGAGCUCGGCAUCUACAUUAUGGCGGAGGCGGAUCUUGAAACUCAUGGUUUCGAUCCUGUAGAAAGAACGGCCAUAAAUGACGCGCACCUCAUGGAUGGCCGGGAACUUCAGGAGCUUUCCUUCGAUCGCGCGAAAAGGUGGACAUCAGAUAAUCCCGACUGGUACGAUGCCUAUAUGGAUAGAGCUUCUCAGCUUGUGGAACGGUUCAAAAAUUAUACUUGCAUUAUCUUUUGGUCUCUUGGUAACGAGGCGUUUUAUGGACGAAACCACGUGGCCAUGUAUCGUUGGAUCAAAGAGAGAGACCCUAGUCGGCUCAUCCACUACGAGGGAGAUCGUAAAGGCACAUCGACCGACUUUUAUAGCGUCAUGUACGCCACGCCCGAUGGACUGAAGAAGCAUAUCGCCGAACAUUCAGAUCGGCCAUUGAUACAGUGCGAAUACGGCCAUGCCAUGGGAAACGGACCGGGAGGGCUGACUACCUACAUUGAGUUGUAUCGGUCUGAGCCGCUCCUCCAAGGUGGCUACGUCUGGGAAUGGUGUAACCAUGGGCUCCUCAAACGAGAAGGCAAAUUGUCGUACUUUGCGUACGGUGGCGACUUUGGGGAUACCCCCAACGAUCGUGACUUCGUUAUGGAUGGCCUAGUCUUCUCUGACCAUUCUCCUACACCCGGGCUACUUGAAUACAAAAAGUGUAUCCAGCCGGUAUCCAUCCGGCUUGGAUGCGGUAAGCUGCAUAUUCAUAACCACUACGACUUUAGCGACCUGAGCCAUCUUUUUGCGACUUGGCAUUUGGUUCAAGAGUUGGGCAACACCAAUCCCACAAAGUUCGAGCUACCACAGAUUACCCCGGGGGCAGAAGCCGUUAUUGACCUUCCCGACUGGGGCGGUGAAUUACAUGGAGACACUUGGCUCUCGAUCCAUCUCUAUCUGAGAAACGAAAGUGCUUGGGCACCUCAAAGUCACGAAAUUGCCUGGACUCAAAUUCCCCUGUUGGAGAACCAUAGAUUUGAGCUACCAUCGGUUGUUGCCGGUGACAUCAAUGGGCCUUCAAUAUAUGAACAACCAGGGCGUCUAGUAUUGACGUGGCCAAGCUGCAAUGAGAUAUUCACUUUCAAUCUUGUCGAUGGAAACUUUACCUGGGCCAAUAAAAAGGGCGUUAUUCUCGCCAGAGGGCCAGAACUGGGCUUAUACCGCGCCCUUACGCAGAAUGACCUUGGUUUUGGUGGGGACGGCAAAGAAUGGUUGAAGUUUAGGCUCGCCGAGACCAAAAUGCAUGUACGCGGGUUCACUUGGUCCGUGAACGGAGACGGUACCAUGACUGUCAAGGCGACUGUCAGGGUCGCUCCCCCGGUCUUAGAGUGGGCAUGCAAUGCCGAACUUAUUUACACGCUUGGUAUAGGCAAUAUGUCCAUUCGCGCAAAGGGAAGCUUCUCUGGGACUGUUCCUCGUCACAUCCCACGUGUUGGUCUCACUAUGUCGUUGCCAAAGGAAUUUAACAGGGCAACAUGGUAUGGUCGGGGCCCUGGAGAAUCCUACAGAGACAAGAAACAAGCCGCCAGAUUUGGUAGGUGGGAGGCCUCAAUUGACGAUCUUCAGACCAAUUAUGAAUGGCCCCAAGAAAAUGGAAAUAGGAGUGACGUGCGUUGGGUUCGGGUCGAAGCAAAUGACGCUAUUCUAGAGGCUCGUAUGGAUGUGCCACUGAACUUCUCACUCAGAAAAUACUCUACGGAUGAUUUAGACAAGUCAACUCAUCCCCAUGAGCUGACAGAGUUGGACGAGGCAGUGUUGAACUUAGAUUUUGCUCACCAUGGUCUAGGAAGCGGAAGCUGUGGGCCUCUGGCAUUUCAGGGAGAUCGCCUGAGUCCUGGGCCCUUUGAUUUUACCGUAUUCUUUAAAGUUAAGUAG